Penicillium bovifimosum is the source of this 2529-nucleotide messenger RNA. Its product is annotated as putative C6 transcription factor. Gene Ontology annotation, biological process: DNA-templated transcription; positive regulation of transcription by RNA polymerase II. Bases 1 to 2529 code for a protein of 842 amino acids. The transcript has 2 exons. Lineage: Eukaryota; Fungi; Ascomycota; Eurotiomycetes; Eurotiales; Aspergillaceae. The record is from RefSeq and is a predicted model, not a curated record. Gene Ontology annotation, molecular function: zinc ion binding; DNA-binding transcription factor activity, RNA polymerase II-specific; DNA binding.
AUGGACGAGGGAUCGGAUAAAGCCCCUCGGCGCAAGAGGGUCUCACGAGCUUGCGAUCGCUGUCGCAGUAAGAAAGACAAAUGUGACGGCGUCCGUCCCACCUGUUCCGCCUGUCUGGCAACUGGCCAGUCCUGCUCCUACGAUCCCCACGCGAAGAAACGCGGCUUACCCGAAGGCUACGUCCGUGGCUUGGAAAAGUUAUGGGCGCUGUCGAUCUGUAAUAUCGACGGUUUCGAGGAUACCAUGCUACACAUGCUCGGAGCCACCACCGAGUCUACUGGUCGUCGGGAGAAAUUGAUGUCGCUGUGGUCGGAAGACAGUGCCGCGGAGAGUUUACAUGAUUCCUGGAAGACCAGUCGGCUGUUUGGAGCAUUGGAAAAAAUGCUCUCCAGCUCUGAUGCAUCCAGUUCCUCGACAGGCAAGCGAUCGCGUAACGCGCAGAACGAUGGACCGGACGGCCAAUGGGGGUUCCGAGUAGCACGCACGUCCACUCCGCUGGGGCCGGAUGCUCCGCGCGUGGUCGGAGCGUUGGCUACAUCGCCGGGUGUGAAGCGGGCUCGCUUGUUGCAAGAGUCGGAUAGUCGGGCUGUGGCUACGACCAGUUCCCGUACGCUGCAGUUGCCGCCUCAGACGUCACAACUGCUCGAAAUAUACUUUGCGGUCACGCAUUCAUGGUUUCCCGUGAUCGCCAAGCAUAACAUCCUCCGCGCGUCUUACCUCUACGCCAACGCUCCUUUCUCUAUCACCACAACGUCAUCUGGAUCCGGUGAUCACGCUGCGCUAUGGGCAAUCUUGAGCUACACAAUCACCCAAUCACGAACAAAUUCGCGGGCCGGUCCCGCUGAACCAAUCGCCUUGGCAAAAGAAUAUUAUACUGUCUCGCGGAAUCUCAUUCCCACGGAGAAAGCGCGUUAUGAACUUGGCCAUAUCCAGGCAUUGCUGCUGCUAACCUUGGUUAACAUGGGUCUCGAGGAUUGGACCGCGGCCUGGCUGUUGAGUGGCCAAGCAGUGCGCAUGGCCACUGCCAUGGGACUUGGAGCUUUGUCUGAUAGCAGGCGAUCUGAUGAACUUAGACAAGGCAAGGCGGUCUUCUUGGGAUGCUUUGUAAUUGAUUCAUUGCUCUCCUUCCGCCUUUCCCGAAGUCCCGCCAUGCCUCCAAGCGACCUUGCUACGGUGGGUCUUCUUGAAGAGGAUGGACUGGAGGAAUGGAACUCCUGGGCUGAUGUCCUACCACCCACAGGAGCUCCACAGGGCAGCAAGAAUCCACCGCGCCGUGGUCCCCUGCUGGCCUUGAGCUGCUUCAAUCGCCUUGUCGAGUUGGCGAGCGUUCUCAACAAGAUUUCUCGCCAUAUCUCUUCUGGUUUCAACGUGGCCGCCUUUGCGCAGCAGUUGGUAAUAGAUCUCAAGCAAUGGGAUGACUGUCUGCCUCUUGGAUGCCGCUUGAUCGGACCUGAAAGCAUCUAUCCAGAGCGGCACUCGGCCUUGCUUCCCCAUCAGAGUUAUUUGGGCUUGACUUAUGUGGCUACCUUACUAUGGCUGUACUUGCAAUUGAUACCGGGAGAGCAGGGAUUGCACCGGUCACAGCGCCCUGCCACGGAGGGAGCCAAGAAGCUUUUCUACCGGGGGCUCUCCAUACUCACCCAGCACUUGGAGAACUUCUCAAAUUGUGGCCUCCCGCCACUUUUUGAGUUGUGUCUCCGCACGAUCGCAGAGCAGGCGUUUAAUCUCCGGACUACCGCAGACUCAUCCGACACGUUCCCCUUCGCCAGGUGGGCAGAAGAGUUCCGACACAAGACAACAAGGUUUGUCUCUACAUGGCCGGCAUAUGGCUCUUUGGUUUCCGCCAUGGAGAGAUGGCAACAAGCCAAAGAUGUUGGAUCUCCCACUUUCCCAGGGACAGCUGGAAAUGCAUCUAGCAUUCAAUUCGCGCAUGCACCUAUGGCUGGCUCUAUGCAACCCCCAGGCGGACCUCAUAGUCUAGCCCCAAAUGACGAAGGUGAUUAUACCUCAUCCAUCCUCGGAAUCAGUAUGCCAAUCGAUGGACAAGCUUUGACCCCGAAAGACACGGCAAUGGAGAAUGCCGAUCUGGGGAUGAUGGACGUGUCACCGCACCAGCGAACGGAACCACAUCCAGUCCCAUCAGAGCCGAAAAUUGCGUCCCGUGGCAGAACAGGCUCGGUGUAUGGCUCAGCCAGCGCAUACCAGCACCAGCAACAUCCUCAGACCCCCGACUCAUCGACCUCAAACCCAAUGACGUCCGGAAGCAUGACUUCUGUCGGCGACAUCGACGCCAUCUUCAAAGACCUCGCGUAUCUGGAUACCACUGAAUGGGCAACGAACCGCGAGGCCGGCUUGAAGGACUUUGGAUUUUUGGAUGAUAGCACCUUCCAGGCUUUCUGUCAUGACCCGGAUCGCCUGGGAGGAUCGCAGCCAUUGGUUCAUCCGCCUUCUAUUGCUGAUAUUUGGCCACCGCCUGGGUUCUUCCCAGAGACUUUCCAGGAAGGCUCCGAAGAGUCUAUGGGAGGCUGA